Molecule: messenger RNA, 1419 nt
Organism: Effrenium voratum
Lineage: Eukaryota; Dinophyceae; Suessiales; Symbiodiniaceae
Source: the annotation of a GenBank genome assembly
AUGCGGACCAGCGGCGACCCACUUCCUUUGACUUCGAAGGGGGUGAACGGCACGGAUUUGGUGCUGGACCUAAAGCUGAGCGAGGGCGGCUUCAUUAGGCAGGGCUCUACCCUGAACGCAGAUGACGACACCAGCUCUGCGCUGACAUACCACUCCUACUGCGAUGCCAUGCUGGGAGGUGAAGGGGAGGAGAAGGAAACCAUUAGCGCGGAGAUCGCCAAGCUGGGAGGGGCAGAGGGCAAGCAGACGGUGCGGAUAGCUUUCAAGUCGAAGUGCCUGCGAACGCAAAACGCCUGGCAGCGCCAGCUUUUGGCUCAGCAGCGGGCGCUGCUGGAUGUGGUGGCGGGCAAGCUGAAGGCUGCAGAGAAGACCCUCAAAGCGGAUGAGGAGGUGAAGGAGGAGGAGCGAGAACUCCUUCGGGGCUUCCGCAAGAUUGUCCGGCGCGAGCAAGGUGCGGAGGACGUGCAAGCUCCGGUGGAGAUCUUCGUAGUGGAGAAGGCGCAAAAGCUGAGGGCCGAGACGGAAGAGCUUUGCCGCAUCUUGUCGUACCCCUGCCAGAGCUACAACAGCUUUUCCACCGCCAUGGAAGCUGUGGCUCAGGCGUCCCAGAGCACUGUGCAGCGGGUGGUGUCCAUGAUGUCCCGGAACUCGGGGAAGAGCACAGAUUUGCUGGAUGGGCGACCAGGAGGCUCACUCCCGGACUGGCGUUGUCGUGCCUUAUGCACCACUGGGCGCAAUGCGGGCAAUGUCAUGCUUGAGACGCCCACGCAGAUCGUCCUCUUGGGUAUGGCCUGGCUGUCGCGAGGGCUACCUUCGGAGUGGCAGCAGCAGGGCGUCUACGUCGUGUUGAUCACCGAGGCAGGGGACUUCGAAGACGUCGGCCGGCAGCUGCUGGCCUCCGGGGAGGCGGAGAUGCGCGAGAAGCUGCGCGCCCGAGGCAUCUGCGAUUAUUUGAUCCACCCGCUGUCACUGGACAGCUUGUCCACAGUGAUAUCACAAGCGCAAGAGCGGCGACUCGAAGAGUACCUGCUGCUGGAUAUUCUUGGCAGAGGUGCGACCGCGUGUGUCCACAAGGCGAAGCGGUUGAGGGACAACGAGACGCUCGCUCUGAAGGAGAUCAAUAUGCGGCGCCUGCGGAAGUUUGCCACGGAGGGGAUCGAUCGGGAGCUGAGGCUUCUCCGGGAGCUGAGCUGGCCCACGGUCGUCUUCACGCUAGAUACCUGGGAGAACGAGAAAGAGAAGUUGCGGUAUGUGGUGAUGCCGGUGCUGGAGACGGCGGUAGCUUGCUCCAAAGGAUCGAGGCUGCCCGUGAAGGCAAAGGUGCAGAAGGGGAAGAAGUCCAAUAUUCUGUGGACCGAGUGGCCGACUGGUAUGUACAGACCUUCCACGGACUCUCGUAUUUGCAUUGGCGCGGGGUGA